Molecule: messenger RNA, 369 nt
Organism: Pterocles gutturalis (yellow-throated sandgrouse)
Lineage: Eukaryota; Metazoa; Chordata; Aves; Pterocliformes; Pteroclidae
Product: beta-microseminoprotein-like
Exons: 4
Coding region: 1-369 (122 amino acids)
Source: RefSeq, a predicted model, not a curated record
AUGCAGAAGAUGAACUGGGAGGAAAAAACCAUCUUGGUCUACCUUCUUGUUCUUGCCAUUGGUGUGACCCUGUCCAAUGCUGCUUGCUUCUUAGAGCCAUUGAAGCCAGGAGUGUCUGAUGGUGAGAUUGUAGGCUGCAGUGACUCGAAUGGAGAGCUGCAUGAAUUUGGUUCCAGCUGGAGGACUACAGACUGCAAUGAUUGCUCCUGUGACAGGAGUGGAAUCAGCUGCUGCUCCAGCUUUGUAACACCAGUUGACUACGAUGAAGAGAAGUGUGUAAGCAUUUUCAACAAUGAGACCUGUACUUACAAAGUAGUGGAGAAAGAUAAUCACUCAAAAGAAUGUCCAGUCCGUGGGUGGGUGGGCUAA